UAUUUUAUAAUACAUGUUUGAUGAUUGCAUUGUUUGUCAGAUAGAAAAGCAUUAGUCUGUUAAAACAUUUAUAGAUAAUUGAAGUAUACAUGUGACUGAAAGGUUUGCAUGAGUCAGUUGAUGAAUGCCAAGACAUAAUGAACUUUUCUUGGUGUGUUAUCUAUCUUUUAGUUAUUAGUUUCUUAUUUUACAGGACUACCUGUCAAGGUAAAUUAAAUAAGUAAAAUAAUAAUCGCUAAUUAGUAUUAAUUUUCAUAUUAUGAAUAAAUUAGAGAGCGUCGAAUAUCGGCUCGUGAAGCGACUUUUUAAAGAUUAUAAUAAAGAUGUUAGACCUAAAAAGGAUCCUACAAAAGCUAUAUAUGUCGAUAUUGCAUUUUACUUGGGUAAAAUUGAUCAACUGAAUGAAAAAGAGCAAUACCUUAUGUCUUACGGAUGGUUAGGAUUGAGCUGGUUUGAUGAGUUUCUAAAAUGGAAUAAAACGGAAGAAAAAGUAGACUAUAUAAUUGUUCCUUACGACAAAGUUUGGUUACCUGAGCUCUGUUUAAAGAAUAGUAUUACUGAGAGCAAUGAUCUAACUGUGAAGCUUAAGUAUAAAAUAAAAGUUCAACAUAAUGGAAAUGUAGUAUAUGUACCCGGAGCAAACUUCCUAACAAGUUGUAAAGUUCAAUUAACUUAUUUUCCUUUUGAUGUGCAAGUUUGUCAUUUGGAAUUUGUGAAAUGGAUGACAUUCAACGAUCAAAUGGAGUAUAGGAACUCAACCACCGAUGUAAACUUGCAAUUGUUUGUACAAAAUCACGAAUGGACAAUACUGGAGACAAAGAGUGGAGUAAAACCCGUCAUCGUUGCAAACAAAGGGGGUUUAGAUUUGUUUUAUGCAACCAUAGUUUUAAAGAGAAAGCCUCUAUAUUACACAAUGACGCUGACGUUUCCUCUAUGCCUAACAACAAUUCUAACAUUCUAUAUGUUCCUUUUACCUUGUGAGAGCGGAGAGAAGGUUUCUUUAGGUAUUAGCGUCCUCUUAUCGUAUUCUGUAUUAUUACUUUUAAUAUCGGAUAUUUUACCACGGAAUUCAGAGACUGCUCCAUUGCUAAGUAAGUUUAGCUGUAUAAUUCUUAAUAAGCAUCCCAGUGUAAUCACUCCAGAAAACUUUUAUAGUGAUAAUUGUUCUCAUGAAUAUGACAUUUACGGCGUUUUGUCUUCUUAUAACGGUAAUUAUCAUAAAUAUUCAUCAUCAUUCACCGGAGAAGCCAAUGCCUUCAUGGUUAAAAACUUUUCUUUUCGACUACGUGGCCAAUCUAGUGUUUUGUAAAAUAUGCGUUUGUCGAAAGAAAAUUGACUGUAAAUGUGAUGAUAAGAUGGGAUUGGAGAAAAAAAAUGCUUUUAAUGAAAACAUUAAUGAAUUUUAUACAACUGUAAAUUUAUCUAAUGAAGUAAAAGAAUUCAUUAGGAAGAAAAUAGCUGACGAUACCGAGCAAGAUAGUUUAGAUAAAAGUCGAAAGGAGUGGAAUAAAGCGGCCAGAAUUCUAGAUAGAUUUUGGGCAAUAUUGAUGUCAGUUGUUUUAGUAAUAUACCUGUCCAUUAUUCUUAAUCAUUUGGCUACAGCUGGAAAUAAUUAUACAACUGAAGAUAAUCUCAGUUAAAGUUACGUUUGAAAUAUCCGUCGUAACGUCGAAAGAUGAAAUUCAAACAUGACACUUAAAAAUAUGAAAUUUUCAAGAUAACUACCAUUUUCCCUUGAGAGGUUUUUUCUCUUGUUUAUAUAACAAAUUUUAAUGUUUAUAUUAACUCGAAAGAAAUAAAACAUCUU
Dimorphilus gyrociliatus is the source of this 1807-nucleotide messenger RNA. NCBI's taxonomy places the organism in Eukaryota, Metazoa, Annelida, Polychaeta, Dinophilidae. The record is from the annotation of a GenBank genome assembly.